Molecule: messenger RNA, 2519 nt
Organism: Pristis pectinata (smalltooth sawfish)
Lineage: Eukaryota; Metazoa; Chordata; Chondrichthyes; Rhinopristiformes; Pristidae
Gene: smarcal1
Product: SWI/SNF related, matrix associated, actin dependent regulator of chromatin, subfamily a-like 1
Exons: 15
Coding region: 70-2475 (801 amino acids)
Biological process (GO): replication fork processing; DNA repair
Cellular component (GO): nuclear replication fork
Molecular function (GO): ATP-dependent chromatin remodeler activity; ATP binding
Source: RefSeq, a predicted model, not a curated record
UCCACCAGCAUCAUCGGGUCUUUUCUCGGAUCGCCUCCUUUCCAUGGUUACCGCAUCACGUGGGGCUAAAUGAUACCAGUGAUUGGUUGUCAGCCUGUCGAUCACGACUGGGCUCCCGCCCCCUGCGGCCUGUGCGACCGAAAGCCUGGUCGUUGCGUAGCGGGGAGCUGGUUUGUGUGCUCAGCGCUGGUAGCGGGAGCACUGUCCGCCCCCGUGUGGCGAGUGGUUGACCCGGGGGCUGCUACCGAGCUGACGAUGGCGGCCGGCCUUAGCGAGCAGCAGAAGCGGCGGAUUGAGGAGAACCGGCAGAAGGCGCUGGCCCGCCGGGCCGAGAGGCUGGGCCUCCUGCGGCAGCAGGGCCUGGCCACGGCCGCCGCUCCCCAGGAGGCCUCCGCCGGCCCCGAGUUCCAGCAUCGCGCUGCUGCCGACACAGACGCCGCCGCCCUGGGCAGCGGGUGGGAGCGACCGGCCGGGGCCUCGACCGGGAGCCGGCGAGGCCUCCACAGCGGCGGGUGCGUUAGGCACGGACCGCGGCGCUUCCGAGUGGAGGUCGGCUUCGAUCCCGCGCUCCUGGCCGUCUUCCAGAGCAUCCCGAGCAAGCAUUACGAUGUAGCCACCAAGAUGUGGAACUUCAACAUGGAUGAUUAUAACAAAUUGAUGGACCAGGUAAAGCACAUUCCAACAGUUAUGUUGAAGCCAUUAGAUGGAGUGCUAGAAACAGAUGUUGGCACCAGCGAUACACCAAAAACUAGGAGACAGCGCAAUUUGGCACUUACUGUAAGCAAGCUGGUGAUGGCAGGAAAGAACUGGAAAAAACCUGGUGCAGGGAUACAAGGGCGAUUCAUCCUCAUCUCCAGAUCCCGCUGUGAGGUGGAGAUCGCUUUUCAUGCAGAGGUUCUGAAUGUCUUCAAACGGGUGAAUUCCAGGAAUUAUGAUAUGAAAAUGAGAAAGUGGAGUUUCCUCUUGGAAGAUUACAGAGUGCUGGUUGAGGAGCUGUUGAAGAUCUCUGCUGUGCAGGUGGAGCCUUUGCCCCGUGGAGUGUUGGAGGUAUUCUUGCCCCAGUUUGAAAAGACCUGUCAAGAGCCUUUGGUGAUCCCAGAUGCUGAUCUGUCUGAUGUCGAUUCUAAAUUGGUUCAGAGCCUAAUGCCUUUCCAGAGGGAUGGAGUGAAUUGUGCCAUUUCGCGAGAAGGUCGUUUGCUGCUCGCUGAUGACAUGGGGCUUGGGAAAACUCUGCAGGCUAUCUGUAUCGCUGCAGUUUAUCGUAAGGAGUGGCCAGUGCUUGUGGUGGCUCCAUCCUCAGUCCGAUUCACCUGGGCACAGGCUUUCAGCUAUUGGCUGCCCUCCGUGAACGCUGAGACCAUCAAUGUGGUGAAGACAGGGAAAGAUCGACUCUCCUCUUCCAACAUCAACAUCAUCAGCCAUGACCUGCUUGCCAAGCUCAGCAAGCAGCUGAUGGAGAGACGGUUUCAGGUCAUUAUUGUGGAUGAAUCUCAUUUUCUGAAGAACAUGAAGACUGCUCGAUGUAAAGCUGCUCUUCCUCUUCUCCAGGCUGCCAGGAGACUCGUGCUAUUGUCCGGGACACCAGCCUUGUCAAGACCUGCUGAGCUAUACAGCCAGAUUGCUGCCAUUCGUCCCUCCCUCUUCCCCAGCUUCCACCAGUUUGGAAUGCGUUAUUGUGCAGCCAAGCAGUUACCCUGGGGAUGGGACUAUUCUGGAUCAUCUAAUCUACUGGAACUACGACUCCUUCUGCUGGAGUCAUUGAUGGUGAGACGACUGAAAUCUGAUGUUCUGUCGCAGUUGCCCGCCAAGCGACGGAAGGUAAUACUUGUCGAGCCCGAGGGUUUGAGUGUCAGAGCCAGGGUGGCAUUGGAGGCAGCUGCAAAGGAGGUGGCCAGAGGCCAGAAAACGAAACGUGAGCAAAAGGAGGCACUGCUACUUUUCUACAAUCGCACAGGAGAAGCUAAAGUUCGAUCCAUUGUAGAAUAUGUGUGUGAUUUGCUCGAAAGCGGUCGGGAAAAGUUCUUAGUAUUCGGACAUCAUCGUUUGGUUCUGGAUGCAAUGUGUGCAGCUCUGGAAGAAAAGGGAAUUGCAUUUAUCCGUAUUGAUGGCUCCACUUCUUCGUCUGAUCGUCAGUCUCUGUGUGACCACUUCCAGUCUUCUCAGACACGCUGUAUCGCUGUGCUCUCCAUCACUGCAGCCAACAUGGGCCUGACUCUCUCCUCUGCUGAUCUGGUUGUCAUCGCUGAGCUUUUCUGGAAUCCUGGUACCCUCUUUCAGGCUGAAGACAGAGUGCACCGCAUUGGGCAAACAAACUGUGUGGAGAUUCACUACCUGGUGGCCAGAGGCACUGCAGACGAUUAUCUUUGGCCCAUGAUUCAGGAGAAGCUGAAGGUUCUUGGACAAGCUGGAUUAUCAGGAAAUAAUUUUUCAGAGUUUGAAACCACUGAUUAUUUUCACCAGGUAAAUAACAGAUAGGUUACCUGACAUUUUCUACAUCACAAUCGUGCUGCAACUGCCCU